This is a messenger RNA of Pseudonaja textilis, 1152 nucleotides long. Lineage: Eukaryota; Metazoa; Chordata; Lepidosauria; Squamata; Elapidae. The record is from RefSeq and is a predicted model, not a curated record.
UCUUCCCCUUUGAAGGGUGUCACCCGUGCCAUGGAGGAACCCUCCUUGACCUCUGGUGGAGACGGCUACUAUCCGGUGAAGAAAGGAGAGACAUUCAAUGGAAAAUAUCACGUGGUCCAAAAUCUGGGCUAUGGGUAUUUCUCAACAGUCUGGCUUUGCCAAGAUGCUGGGAAAAAUAGGUGCGUGGCUGUGAAGGUACCCAAAGGAGGGGAGAAUUUUGCCGAGGCAGCCCUGGAUGAAGUCAUGCUCCUUCGCUAUGUGAAUAGCAAGAGGAGGAAAGACCAAGGCAGCGAUUACAUCAUCCACCUUUUGGAUGAUUUCAAAAUGAUUGGAGAAAAUGGUUUCCAUGUGUGCUUAGUGAUGGAGCUGCUGGGACCUUCGUUGCAGACUCUGCUGAGCAUCCGAGGCCCCCAAGGCCUCCCGCUGCCCUUUGUCAAGAAGGCCAUGCGCCAGAUACUCCAAGGUUUACAUUUCCUGCACAAAGAAUGUCGCAUCAUCCACACAGACAUCAAACCAGACAACAUCUUGCUGUAUGUUACCGAAGAAAGCCUGCACAACAUGGUUUCUUUGCAACGCAGCCUGGGAGCAAACCGCAAACCCAAGGCAGGAGAAGAUGGCCCAGCAGCUCUUCUGGACUGCGGCAACCUAAUGAAAAUGGGAGUGAAAAUUGCAGACCUGGGAAGUGCAUGCUGGACCUAUAAACCGUUCUCCAAAAAGAUCCAGACGCAGCCCUACAGAGCGGUGGAAGUUCUCCUUGGAUUAGAUUACAGCACCCCAGCAGAUAUUUGGAGUGCAGCCUGCUUGGCUUUUGAAAUGGCAACUGGAAAGCACCUUUUCGAACCUCAAGCCGGCCAGUACUUUUCCAGAGAUGAUGAUCACGUGGCUCGGAUCAUUGAACUCCUGGGCAAAAUCCCACCCAAAACUGCUUUCCUUUGGCAGCAGACGUCAACUUUCUUCAGCAGGCAAGGGGCUCUUCUCCGGAUGUCCCGGAUCUCUUUCUACGACCUCUAUCACAUCCUCAUUGAUAAAUACAGCUGGCCCAAGCCUCAGGCCACCCACUUCACCCGUUUCGUCCUGCCCAUGCUGGAGUAUGCCCCCGAAAGACGGGCACGGGCUGACAAAUGCUUUCAACACCCCUGGCUCAGCCACUAG